Molecule: messenger RNA, 1835 nt
Organism: Salvelinus fontinalis (brook trout)
Lineage: Eukaryota; Metazoa; Chordata; Actinopteri; Salmoniformes; Salmonidae
Exons: 2
Coding region: 165-914 (249 amino acids)
Source: RefSeq, a predicted model, not a curated record
ACAGUCCCUCAGCGUCUAUACCUACUCUAUUAAUUUCCACAGAACAUGAUUCAACUGAACAGUUAACUACUAAACACCUAAAUACAGAAAGAGCACCUACUGUACAUUUUCAAAGCAUUAUCUCAUCGUCAGCACCAACUACCACAGAACAUGCUUCAACUGAAAUGUUAACUACUGAACACUCAACUACAGAGAAAGUGACUACUGAUUACUUAACUACAAGUGCUUCUACUGCUAAUGUCCAAAACAUUUCCUUAAUGUUUUCACCGACUACAUUCAAUACCACAGUGCAUGUUUCAACUGAGGAGGCGACUACUAAACACCUUACUACUGAGAAUGUAACACAUCAAUCAACAACUGAGCCUGCAGACACAGAAAUGCAACACAGCAUUACACAAGCGACUACUGAACAUACUUCUGCCCUACAUAUAACCACAGUGGUUGAGACUGCUCCAUACAGUACUGCAGAGCCUGUCAGUAUCUCCACUGUUAUGCCAAAUGAAAACAGUCAAGGUGUAAGUCCAGACAACCUGAUAUUGAUCCGUGAGCACAUGACGUGGAACGAGGCCCUGAGCUACUGCAGAGAGCACCACGUUGACCUGGUCUCCAUCACUACAGAGCUGCUUCAGUACUGGGUGACAGAGAGGGCUGCCAACGCCACCUCAUCCCACGUCUGGGUCGGCCUGCGCUUCACCUGUGCAUUCCACUUCUGGUUCUGGAUCAGGUCUGAUGCAGGCUGCUACCAGAACUGGGCCCCCGGGCACGGCUCAGACAGCCAGCAGGACUGUGGGAUUGCAGGGGCUGUAGAGACCACCGGGAGGCAGCAAUGGGUUAGUCUGGAGGAGAACCAGAGGCUCAACUUCAUCUGCUACAAAUGUUCUGGGGACAGUGGUGAGGAGUUGAUACAUCCCUGAUUCGGCCGACUUUUGUAUUAUGUAUGUUUCUUGUGCAACGUGAAAAAUGUACACUACCGUUCAAAAGUUUGGGGUCACUUAGAAAUGUCCUUGUUUUUGAAAGAAAGCACAUUUUUGUCCAUUAAAAUAACAUCAAGUUGAUCAGAAAUAUAGUGUAGACAUUGUUAAUGUUGUAAAUGACUAUUGUAGCUGGAAACAGAAGAUUUUUUAUGGAAUAUCUACAUAGGCGUACAGAGGCCCAUUAUCAACAACCAUCACUCCUGUGUUCCAAUGGCACGUUGUGUUAGCUAAGAGGCGACUCUGGGAUGCCGGCCUUCUAGGCAGAGUUCCUCUCUCCAGUGUCUGUGUUCUUUUGCACAUUUAAAUUUGUUAUUUUUAUUGGCCAGUCUGAGAUAUGGCUUUUUCUUUGCAAUUCUGCCUAGAAGGCCAGUAUCCCAGAGUCACCUCUUCACUGUUGACGUUGAGACUGGUGUUUUGCGUGUACUAUUUAAUGAAGCUGCCAGUUAAGGGCUUGUGAGGCGUCUGUUUCUCAAACUAGACACUCUAAUGUACUUGUCCUCUUGCUCAGUUGUGCACCGGGGCCUCCCACUCCUCUUUUUAUUCUGGUUAGAGCCAGUUUGCGCUGUUCUGUGAAGGGAGUACACAGCAUUGUAUGAGAUCUUCAGUUUCUUGGCAAUUUCUCACCUGAAUAGCCUUAAUUUCUCAGAACAAGAAUAGACUGAUGAGAUUCAGAAGAAAGUUCUUUGUUUCUGUAAUCGAACCCACAAAUACUGAUGCCCCAGAUACUCAACUAGUCUAAAGAAGGCCAGUUUUAUUGCUUCUUUAAUCAGAACAACCGUUUUCAGCUGUGCUAACAUAAUUGCAAAAUUUAAAUUUGCCUUUUAAAAUUAUAGACUUGGAUUAGCGAACACAACGUGCCAU